AUGAAUCUCUCACUCAUUGAUCCAUUUAUCCUGGCGCAGGACUACCCAGAUACCCUGACUGAGAAACUGAGGAGUGGCCAUGCUGCCUGUCUCAAAUUCAAUCAUACAGGCGACUACCUCGCAUCAGGACGUGUCGACGGAACAGUCGUGAUCUUCGAUAUCGAAACCAAUGGCGUCGCGCGCAAGUUACAGGGUCACACUCGUCAAAUCCAAUCAAUCAGCUGGUCACGAUGCGGUCGCUACCUCCUCACCUCCUCCCAAGACUGGAAAUGUAUCCUCUGGGACCUAGAUGACGGCUCCCGUCUCCGAACAGUCCGCUUCGAAGCCCCAGUCUACAUCGCCGAACUCCAUCCAUUUAAUCAUCUCCUCUUCGUCGCCUCCCUAUUCGAAGACCAACCCGUCCUAGUAGACGUCUCCAACAAAAAACCUAUAAAACGAAUCCUUCCCUCCGCCCCCCUCCGUCCCCCAAGCGAAGAGACCGACCCAGCCCUCAUAGCCAAACAAGCCGCGCAAGACGCAAAGCACUCAACCUGCGUAACAAUCUUCACAGCAUUCGGCAACCACAUAAUAUCCGGAACCUCCAAAGGGUGGAUAAACAUAAUCGAAACAGAAACCUGCACUACAAUCCACUCCAUGCGUCUCUGCAACGGCGUAGUGAUACUUCUCCGCCUCGCCUCGAACGGGCGCGACCUACUAGUCAACAGUUCAGAUCGAGUAAUUCGCACCGUCAUAAUGCCCGAUCUAUCACAACUCGGCAUUGAUCUCGAUGCCUCCUCAAUAAAACUACACGUGGAACAUAAAUUCCAAGAUGUCGUUAACAGACUAAGUUGGAACCAUGUUACAUUUUCCUCAACAGGAGAAUUCGUAACAGCAACCACAUACAUGAAUCCAGACAUUUACGUCUGGGAACGAUCCCACGGCUCAUUGGUAAAAAUCCUCGAAGGUCCACGCGAAGAACUCGGCGUUGUGGAGUGGCAUCCUGCCCGACCAAUGGUCGUAGCCUGUGGCCUUGAGUCCGGAUGCAUAUAUACAUGGGGGAUUAUCAGUCCACAGAAAUGGUCUGCUCUUGCGCCUGAUUUCGGAGAAGUAGAGGAGAACGUGGAGUAUGUUGAGCGGGAAGAUGAGUUUGAUGUUCAUCCUGCUGAGCAGGUUCAUCAGCGCAGACUUGAUUUGGAGGAUGAGGAGCCCGAUACUGUUACUGUUGAUCGGGUUAAGGAGAUAGAUGUUGAUCAUGAUGCUUUUCCUGUUCCGGUUUUGUUGGAUAUAGAGGAUAGCGAGAGUGGGGAGGAUAUUGUUGCUGUUGGGCCUGGGACUAUGAGGAGGCGGACGCCUGCGGGUGGGACUCAGGCUGAGCCGGAGGAUAUUAGGGCUAAUGGGUCCAGGGGGUCUGGGAGGAAUCGAAGGCGCUGA
This is a messenger RNA of Penicillium angulare, 1410 nucleotides long. RefSeq names its product Set1-mediated histone H3-K4 methylation subunit Swd1. Lineage: Eukaryota; Fungi; Ascomycota; Eurotiomycetes; Eurotiales; Aspergillaceae. Gene Ontology annotation, molecular function: protein phosphatase regulator activity; protein binding. Bases 1 to 1410 code for a protein of 469 amino acids. The record is from RefSeq and is a predicted model, not a curated record. Gene Ontology annotation, cellular component: protein phosphatase type 2A complex; Set1C/COMPASS complex. The transcript is spliced from 5 exons.